GAGGUUCAGGUAACGUAUUCUACGUCGAGCGGUCCCGGUGGUCAGCAUGUCAAUAAAACUCUAACGAAGGUCCAAGUCAAAUUUCACGUUGCAUCCGCUACAUGGAUCCCCGAGGACCUGAAGCCAUUUCUUAUCGAGAAGGAAUCGAACCGCAUAACUAAGGAUGGAUACUUCGUUAUUCAAUCCGAUAGAACACGUCAACAGAUUCUUAAUCAGGCUGAUUGUUUUGAGCGAAUUAGGCGAAUGAUAAGGGAGCGAUUGACUGAGAUGAACAAACCGCUUCCCUCUGAAGACACGGUUGAAAAGCAUAGAAUAUGUCACCUACGGGAAAAUGAAAAGCGCUUGGCAGUCAAACGAACCGCCUCAAUGACCAAGGCCUAUAGGCGGAAGCCAACCGUGUGGGAUUUGUAG
Messenger RNA from Mesocestoides corti, 411 nucleotides. NCBI's taxonomy places the organism in Eukaryota, Metazoa, Platyhelminthes, Cestoda, Cyclophyllidea, Mesocestoididae. The record is from the annotation of a GenBank genome assembly.